AUGGUCAAUCACACAGCCACAAUGGAAUUCUGUCUCAUGGAAUUCUCUGACUCCAGGGAGCUCCAGGUUCUACAGGGGUCUCUGUUCCUGUUGAUUUACUUGGUGACUCUCAUGGGGAAUCUCAUCAUUAUUAUUCUGAUCACCACAGACCCUGCACUCAAAACUCCCAUGUACUUCUUCCUAAAACAGUUGUCCUUCUUUGACCUCUGUCUCAUUUCUACCAUAGUCCCCAAAUCCAUUCUCAACUCCCUGUCCAGCAGGAACAGCAUUUCUCUUCCAGGGUGUUUGAUGCAGGUCUUCCUGGUGAUCCACUUUGCAGGGUCUGAAGUCUUCCUGCUCACAGCCAUGUCCUACGACCGCUAUGUGGCCAUCUGCCACCCCCUGCACUAUGAUAUCAUCAUGAGUAGAACAGUCGAUAUGCGCAUGGUUGUGGCCUCCUGGUGCCUUGGGGGUUUCUUUGGAGGCUUAUAUGCAGGAGGCACAUUCUCUUUAUCUUUCUGUAGCUCCAAAAAUAUUCCUCAGUUUUUCUGUGAUGUUCCUUCAUUAUUAAAGAUCUCUUGUUCUAAGGAUCACACAGCUAUUAAUGUCAGUGUGGCAUUUGGGGUACUGUAUGGGUUUCUCUGCUUACUUGCUAUUUUUGGGUCCUAUGUUUACAUCUUCAAUACAGUUCUAAGUAUGCCCUCUGUGCAGGGCAGGUCCAAAGCCUUCUCCACCUGCCUGCCCCAUCUUGUAGUGGUCUUCACCUUCCUCCUCACUGGAGCUAUUGCCUACUUGAAGCCAGUUCCUGAGUCCCCUUCACUUCUAGACUUGCUUCUUUCUGUGCUCUAUUCAGUGCUGCCCCCCAGCCUGAACCCACUCAUCUAUAGCCUGAGGAAUAAGGAUAUCCAGGCAGCACUGAGAAAGUUCCUCUGGAAACAUGAGGGGAAUUUGAAAUAG
Messenger RNA from Erinaceus europaeus (western European hedgehog), 936 nucleotides. Its product is annotated as olfactory receptor 14K1-like. Gene Ontology annotation, cellular component: membrane. The record is from RefSeq and is a predicted model, not a curated record. NCBI's taxonomy places the organism in Eukaryota, Metazoa, Chordata, Mammalia, Eulipotyphla, Erinaceidae. Bases 1 to 936 code for a protein of 311 amino acids. Gene Ontology annotation, biological process: G protein-coupled receptor signaling pathway. The transcript has a single exon. Gene Ontology annotation, molecular function: G protein-coupled receptor activity; olfactory receptor activity; odorant binding.